Stegodyphus dumicola is the source of this 952-nucleotide messenger RNA. RefSeq lists its product as uncharacterized. The record is from RefSeq and is a predicted model, not a curated record. NCBI's taxonomy places the organism in Eukaryota, Metazoa, Arthropoda, Arachnida, Araneae, Eresidae. Gene Ontology annotation, molecular function: DNA-binding transcription factor activity, RNA polymerase II-specific; sequence-specific double-stranded DNA binding. Gene Ontology annotation, biological process: regulation of DNA-templated transcription.
GCGUAGCAUGGAUGGCUCGAUGUGAAGCCGUUGUUGUUCUCCUCCGUUGUUAGACUUUGUGCUGCUUGUCAAAACAAACGAGGGUGACACUGCCGCUUCUUCUUGCGCCUCUGCUCAACGUGUUUGAACUCAAAGUGUUGCUGAAAAUAGGACAAUGCGGGCUUCUUAGCGAACUUUAGAACAACUUUAGUAAUGCUGUGACAACAACCAGGCCCUAAGGAUGGACACGAGACUUUUAGAACCCGCUUUCGGACACACGCACAGUCACGUGCUGGCACGACUGGGGCGAUUUUUGCCGUCGCCGUACAUGCACUUCGGUUCUCCUAUUGCACCUUACAGCGUUCCAUUGGCGGCGGCCCACCAUGCAGCAGCGGCUCAUCAUCAUCAUGCAGCAGCGUUUGAUUACGGGCAGGCGGCCGCCGCGGCUGCGGCUAUGGCCGGCGGGGUGCCCUACUCCAUUGACGGCAUCCUCAGCAUGACGCCGGCCGGUCUAACGGCCGCGGCUAAUGGACUAGGAGGUCCCGUUGGAUCGGGAGGUGGAACUGGGGGCCCCGGAGAUCCGAACUCUCAUGGACAUGGCAAAAAAGGAGAUUCUGACUGCGAAAAUGAUGCGAGUUCGACCAGUGGUAGCCAAGGUAAAAGAAGAAGGACGAGAACCAAUUUCAAUGGCUGGCAGUUGGAGGAACUGGAGAAAGCAUUCGAAGCCUCUCACUAUCCUGACGUCUUCAUGAGGGAAGCAUUAGCGAUGAGGCUGGACCUCGUCGAGUCCAGAGUUCAAGUAAGCUCCCAAGUUUUGUUUUUUCCUUUGAAACUGUACAAUGUGUUUCUUCCCGAAGUUUUCCUGGUGUCUCUCCAAUACUUCUGAGAUAACUGCAGGAAUUCAGAAAAUCGAUUUGUUUGCUUAUAUAUUUAAAAAAAAAAAAAAAAAAAAAAAAAAAAAAAACAAAAAAAA